CCCCGGCCCCAGCCCCUUGCCCGGCCGGGCGAUGAAGUGUCACUACGAAGCGCUGGGGGUGCGGCGCGACGCCAGCGAGGAGGAGCUCAAGAAGGCCUAUCGGAAGCUGGCCCUGAAAUGGCACCCGGAUAAAAAUCUGGAUAAUGCCGCAGAAGCAGCUGAACAAUUUAAAUUAAUCCAAGCAGCGUAUGACGUGUUGAGUGACCCUCAGGAAAGAGCAUGGUAUGAUAAUCAUAGAGAGGCUCUCCUUAAAGGUGGGCUUGAUGGGGAAUAUCAGGACGACAGCUUAGAUUUGCUUCACUACUUCACUGUGACCUGUUACUCUGGUUAUGGAGAUGAUGAGAAGGGCUUUUAUACAGUUUAUCGUAAUGUUUUUGAGAUGAUUGCGAAGGAGGAGCUAGAAUCUGUGUUAGAAGAGGAGAUGGAGGAUUUCCCCACUUUUGGAGACUCCCAGAGCGACUAUGAUACGGUCGUCCAUCCUUUCUAUGCCUAUUGGCAGAGUUUCUGCACUCAGAAGAACUUUGCAUGGAAGGAAGAAUAUGAUACGCGACAAGCUUCAAACCGCUGGGAGAAACGAGCCAUGGAAAAAGAAAACAAAAAGAUUCGCGACAAAGCGAGGAAGGAGAAGAACGAGCUGGUGCGCCAGCUGGUCGCGUUCAUCCGCAAGAGAGACAGGAGAGUGCAGGCGCACCGGAAGCUCGUGGAGGAGCAGAACGCUGAGAAGGCCAGGAAGGCGGAGGAGAUGAGGCGGCAGCAGAAGCUGAAGCAGGCCAAACUGGCCGAGCAGUACAAAGAACAGAGCUGGAUGACCGUGGCCGACCUGGAGAAGGAGCUCAAGGAGAUGGAGGCGCGCUACGAGAAGGAGUUUGGAGAUGGAUCAGAUGAAGAUGAGAUGGAGGAAUCUGAUCUCAAAGAUGGGCAUGAUGGUAGAGACAGUGAUGAAGCUGAGGAUGCUGAGCUGUAUGACGGCCUUUACUGCCCAGCGUGUGACAAAUCUUUCAAGACAGAAAAGGCCAUGAGGAAUCAUGAAAAAUCAAAAAAGCAUCGGGAAAUGGUUGCCUUGUUAAAACAACAGCUGGAGGAGGAGGAAGAAAAUUUUUCAGGACCUCAAACUGAUGAAAAUCCAUUGAAUGCCAAUUCUGAGGAAGAAAUAGAAGAUGCACCAAAACAAAAAAUUAAAUAUUUGAUAUUUUUAUUUAUAUUUAUUCUCAGGCUUUCUAAAAAACAGAAAAAAAAGAAACAGAAACCAGCACAGGAGUAUGAUAAUAAUUUCAAUGAAAAUGGAACUGGAGAAGAAGUAAAGGUUGAAUCAGAAGAUACCAACUUAAAUCAAGACCGUGCCAAAGAAUUAGAUGGGAGACCCCAAGAAAGUAUCAGUGUCACUGAGACUGUCGAACUCUGUGAUGAUCCAAAAAGUGAAGCUAAGAAUGCUCCUAAACCCAAAGGGAAGAAAGCCAAAGACAUGAAAAAAUCUGUCAAAGUACCUGCUGAACCGCAGACAAGUGAUGUUCUUAUCAGCUGUGCAACCUGCCAUAGUGAAUUUCCAUCCCGGAAUAAACUUUUUGACCAUCUGAAAGCCACAGGUCAUGCAAGAGCACCUGCAUCGUGUACUUUAAACAGUGUAACAAGUAGUCGAAGCAAGAAAGAGAAACGUAAAAACAGAUAGAAAUCCUGCCAACGUUUUUUUUCUUUUUGAUUGUCUCUAGAUUUUGAAACCAAUAACUGAACUGAAGUCAUCUAAAGAGUUAAAAUUUCGGUGAUCUGCAAUUUAUUGCAUUGUGGAAGAUUAUUUUUUAUCUUGUAAAAACAUUUUUUUGUUUAAUAUAUAUUUUUUAAACAUUUCAUUAGUGAUUGAAUUCUACUUUGCCAUCUGGAUUGACUUGAAUGUUUCAAAACAGGUACAUAUUGUAAAGUAUGCGUUUUUGACUUCUGUUGGCUCACAUGGACAGAAAUGUACAGGGAGAAUUAAAUUAUUUUAACACAUACAAAUACUCCUUUGUGUUUUAUUUUGGGGAUUUCACAUAGUAUUUUUAUAUGAUUCAGUGCUUUUGUAUUCUGUUAACGUUUCAUGAUCUGUCAAAGACUCAGUUUUAAAAUCAUCAUAGUUUUUUU
This is a messenger RNA of Enhydra lutris kenyoni (northern sea otter), 2112 nucleotides long. RefSeq names its product DnaJ heat shock protein family (Hsp40) member C21. The coding region runs from base 32 to 1666 and encodes 544 amino acids. Gene Ontology annotation, molecular function: nucleic acid binding; zinc ion binding. The record is from RefSeq and is a predicted model, not a curated record. NCBI's taxonomy places the organism in Eukaryota, Metazoa, Chordata, Mammalia, Carnivora, Mustelidae. Gene Ontology annotation, cellular component: cytoplasm. The transcript has 13 exons.